Molecule: messenger RNA, 3646 nt
Organism: Nothoprocta perdicaria
Lineage: Eukaryota; Metazoa; Chordata; Aves; Tinamiformes; Tinamidae
Gene: SLC4A11
Product: solute carrier family 4 member 11
Exons: 20
Coding region: 275-2890 (871 amino acids)
Biological process (GO): transmembrane transport; monoatomic anion transport; monoatomic ion homeostasis
Cellular component (GO): basolateral plasma membrane; plasma membrane
Molecular function (GO): solute:inorganic anion antiporter activity
Source: RefSeq, a predicted model, not a curated record
AAACAUUGGGCUUUAACCCAAUGAACUGCAGAGCUUUCCCCCCAUCAGAGCAUAAAUGAGCCUAUAGGAAAUAGCUGAGGGCAAAGGCUAGGUGGGGAGGUUGUUUUCUUCUCCACCCUCAUUAGAGGACCCAGUCUCCCUGCUGUGUGCCCUUGUUCCCUCCUGGCAGUGGAGGAGAGCAGAUCCUCCAAGGUUUGUGGUGUAUGGGGGUAGGACCCAUCUGUGAGUCAGCAGGGAGGGAGGUACCAGUGUCCUCCUCCUCUACCCCAUAGAGAUGACAGCUGAGCUGAAGAAGACUGAAAAUAAUGGAAAUGUCCUCUCUGUCCAGCAAGAGUCUCCACCAGCAGCGAUGUCAAGAAAUGGAUACUUCUUUGAAGAGAGUGGGUACCUCAAGUGCGACACGGACGAUGGCUGCGAGGCCAAGGAGGAGACGGGCGGCGAGGAGCUCUUCGACACGGUGAACUCCUCCAUCGUCUCGGGCGACAGCAUCCGCUUCUUCGUCAACGUCAACCUGGAGGUGCCGCCCAACGUUGCUGUUGAAAAUGAGAGUGCUGGCUGCGUGUUACUACACACAUCAAGAAAGUACCUGAAGUUAAAGAAUUUUGAGGAGGAAGUCAGAGCCCACCGAGACCUGGAUGGGUUCUUGGCCAGAGCCAGCAUCAUUCUUGAUGAAACUGCAACCUCCUUAGACGAUGUCCUUCGAGAGAUGCUGAAGCAUUUUGCUGAAGACCCCGAUAACACGGAGCCGAGCUGCAACUUUGAAAAAAUCAUGAGCACUUUAUUCACAGAUUCAGGGACCCCUCGAGAAGGGAACGUUCAUCUAUUAUCAGAUACAAUUCAAGGGGUCACGGCGACAGUCACAGGGGUGCAGUAUCAGCAGUCCUGGCUCUGUAUCAUUUGCACUAUAAAGUCCCUUCAGCGACGUCACGUUUGCAUCAGCCGCCUGGAGAGGCCUCAGAAUUGGGGUGAGAAUUCCUGCGAAGUGAGAUUUGUGAUAUUAGUCCUGGCUCCUCCUAAAAUGAAAAGUACCAAAACAGCCACAGAGGUGGGCCGGACCUUUGCCACAAUGUUUUCAGACAUAACCUUUCGGCAGAAACUUCUAGAGACCAAAACUGAAGAGGAGUUCAAGGAAGCCUUAGUCCACCAACGUCACUURCUCACGGUGGUGAAUCAGAGACCCUCAGCAGUGAGCGAUGGGCAUAAGCCGCACGGCCCUAAGCCGCUCAAGUUGCAUGAGUUUCUCAAUGUUGGCAAGGGGAUUUCUGAUGACAUUGCACGAAGAUUUCCAGUGUACGCUUUGGACUUCACUGACGGUGUUAUUGGAAACAACAAGGCUAUAGGAAAAUACAUCACAACCAUGAUUUUUCUGUAUUUUGCCUGCCUCCUUCCAUCUAUAGCAUUUGGGUCACUCAAUGAUGAAAACACCAGAGGAGCUAUUGAUGUGCAGAAGACAAUCAUUGGCCAGUGUAUCGGAGGGCUGCUUUAUGCCCUCUUUUCAGGGCAACCUUUAGUUGUGCUCCUAACUACAGCUCCUUUAGCACUCUACAUUAAUGUCAUCCGAGGAAUUUGUGAUGACUACAACUUGGAUUUUAAUGCUUUCUAUGCCUGGAUUGGACUGUGGAACAGCUUUUUCCUGGUGAUGUACUCCCUCUUUAAUUUCAGUCUUCUGAUGAAGCUCUUUAAAAGGUCAACAGAAGAAAUAAUUGCACUUUUUAUAUCUAUCACUUUUGUUUUUGAUGCUAUCAAAGGCAUUGCCAAAGUUUUUAAGAAAUAUUACUACUAUGGGCGCGCAGGAGACAGUUACUUGGAAAAAGCACGAAUUGAUGCUAUUCCAAGCUUCGGCAUCAAUACCACCUUCUUGAUGAACUCAUCAGUGAGCAGAUCCAUGUCCCUAGAGAAUCAAACAGGCACUCAUGAUGUGCAUUAUGGACGUGAAACUGCCGUCCUUAGUCUCAUGUUGAUGUUGGGUACCCUUUGGCUUGGUCAUACGCUCUAUCAGUUUAAGAAAAGCCCAUAUUUGCAUGCAAGAGUCCGUGAAAUUCUGUCAGAUUGUGCCUUACCGAUUUCAGUCCUGACUUUCUCUGUUGUGGGCUCCUAUAUCUUCAAGGAAAUAGAAAUGUCCAAAUUUAACUACAACCCGUCCGAGAGCUUGUUCGUGCUGGCCCCGGUCCGGUCUCUCUCCAUUGGGUCGGUGAUGAGCGCCAUGGGGCUGGGAUUCCUCCUCUCCAUGCUGUUCUUCAUAGAGCAGAACAUUGUGGCCUCGCUCACCAACGCCCCGGAGAACAGGUUGGUGAAAGGAACAGCCUAUCACUGGGACCUCCUGCUUGUUGCACUGAUCAACACAGGGCUGUCCAUCUUCGGCCUGCCGUGGAUCCAUGCUGCCUUCCCUCACUCCCCAAUGCAUGUCCGUGCUCUGGCCUACGUGGAAGAGAGGGUGGAAAAUGGACACAUCUAUGAAACGAUUGUGAGUGUGAAGGAGACCCGACUGACAAGCCUAGUGGCCAACUUCUUCGUUGGCCUCUCGUUCCUGCUCCUCCCCUUCCCUCUUCAGUGGAUCCCAAAGCCUGUCCUCUAUGGCCUCUUCUUAUACAUCGCACUGACUUCCAUCGAUGGGAACCAGCUCUUUGAGAGGGUGGCUCUGCUGCUCAAAGAACAGACUGCUUAUCCUCCGACACAUUACAUCCGCAGAGUGCCCCAGAGGAAGAUCCACUAUUUCACAGGCUUGCAGGUCCUGCAGCUCCUCAUCCUCUGUGGGUUUGGCAUGUCACCACUGCCCUACAUGAAGAUGAUCUUCCCACUCAUCAUGAUAGGAAUGAUCCCAAUAAGGUAUAACCUGCUCCCCAGGAUCAUUGAAGCCAAGUACUUAGACGCUAUGGAUGCAGAGCACUAACUAGGAUUUGAUGCACACAGAAGCAUGAAGAUGGCUCCUUUUGGAGUUGAAAGGACAGGGUGGCUUUGAGACGUAGAACAAUUAAUCUGCAGUUCUUUCUUUCACCACUUUCUGCUCUAAUACAACAUUGGUAAUGCACAAAUAUUAAAGACCAAUUGAGCAUUGAGGUGUCAGACCAAAACAGCCUUGGACUUGGAGGCCRAUGCUCUUCAGAGCUUUGAGGCAAGCAAGCUUUACAGAAACAUUACUUUCUACAUCCCAAAACUGGAAACCCCAAAGAGCAGCAUGUUCGUAUGGUUGGAGCAUGCAUUCCUACAAUUGUCACGUGGUCCCUUGUUUGGGGGCGGGAGGGAUCCCUUUUUUUAUGCACCACAUCCCUUUGUUUCCCAAAACACUAUUGAUGUACAAGGACAGCAGCUGGACUCUGCUUUUCCAGAAUGACUGUUCUGGCAUUCUGGAUUGUUUCCCAUGUGUCCAGUAUUCCCAAAUGGGUAUUCCAGGUGGGAUGGCCUCCUGGUAAGGCACUGCUGUCAGGAGAGGUGCGGCCAUCUCUCCUGAGUAGUGGAAGGGUGUGAAACCAUCUUAAAUUGGACAGAAAAAAAAAAAUCCACAGCUUUGAGUAUUUAAUUCCUGUGGAGGAGCCGGAGAUGUUCAGGGGUUGGGUUCACCUGGUGAUGCUCAUGAAACUGCAUCUGGGUCCRAGUUAUUUGGGAAUUAUUUUGAAUCUUUCUACCAUUACUGCUCAGUAAUCAAAUG